AUAAAUUUAGGACGCUUUCACACACGCCGGUAUACUUCGGCCAGAAAUAUAGUGUUUUAGCAACCGAUCCCGUGAUAAACGUUGCACCCUGUUUAUUUACUCCAAUAAUGUCAUUUUAUUUCUACAUAGCAUCAUUUUUAAUAUACACAAUAUUAAAUAUAAUAGUAAUAAAGUAUCGGUCACUUAAAAAAUCGUCACUAUCGCUACUGUCGCCACCUAGUUCAAUGAUCAACUCCACCACUAAUCGUUCUCGAUAAAUAUUGUCUUCCUCUAUAUUUGCUUUUUUCACAGUUAGACUAGCUUUGUACUCAUAUUUUAGCUACCUUUUGCCAAAUUACGUUUAUCCACUUAGACCGACUUAAAUAUAAAAUGAUUUUGUAGUCUUUAUUAAAAUAUUUUGUUUUUUAAUAAUUCCAGAAGUUGUGUUUUUCGUGUAUUUCUCUCCAAAAUAUAAAUCAUUUUCGUACAGAAAUUCUUUAAUUUCUUCUUUAUUUGAAGAAGAAUUUUUCUAAUUUGGACUGAAUCAUACCAGGUAUUAUCCAACACAAUUAUAGUUUUUGGCGAUAGUUUUGGCAACAGUUUAUUUUCAAACCAGUCCUCAAAUAUUUCCGCGGUCAUGUUUUCAUGGUAAUCCACACUUGCUUUGACGUUUUUGGCAGACAAAAAUAAAGCAUCUUUCACCCAACCAUUUUUGGACCCAGCAUGAAGAAUUAUGUGUUUUUCAUGUGAAGGCGGCACAUACUUGUUACUGUUAUCACCCCAUCCUUUUACUAUCGUCAGUGUCGAACCACGCCUUUAAAUAAUCCACCCUCCAUUGCGAAAUUCUUUGAGAUUGUAUUAGUGCUUGACGUUCAUUAAUUGUUCAGAACUGAAAAUCCAUUUUCUUCAAAAAAAUAUGCAACGACUCUUUGGCACAAUUUUCCUGAGGUAGUUCGUCUUCUAAAUUGUCAUCAGGUUCUACUACCAUUUCUGCCUGGUUUUCCAUGUCUUCUUCUAACAGGGGAACAUCUGCUUCUUUCCACGGUCUCCACAUUUUAAAGUGUUAAACAGGAACUUUCAAAAAAUGUUUAAUUGUAAGAUUCUAAUAAAUAUCUAUCUGAAUUCUUAUGACGUACCUUUAUCUACCGCGAACUAUCCAGUAAAAACAGCCUCGCAAGGUCAAAGCUCGAGAAUCAGGUAAAGUCUGUUCAUAGAUAUAAGAAAGUGACUAACUGAUACGAGUUACAAUUCUCUGUUAAUAUUAUUUAUAGAAUCUUUAAAAAAAGUGGUGAAGCAAGAAAAAUGUUUAUCAUGAUAACUUAACAUUCUUGGUGACAGUAGUACAACCAGCAUUCCAGUUUAGAUGAUUCUCAACAUGUUCAACCGUUAAAAGAAAAUGAAUUAGAAGAAGUCACUGAUAAAAGACAAGUGACAAUGAUACAGCACAAAGGGCCCCUAAAAGAGGUCGUUUACAAGAAGACGUCGAUAUACGCCUCUAGAAAAUCAACCAGACGAGGACAACACUUUUUUUUUGGUACAAAAACUGACAGAUGAGGUGAAAUUGGAGUUUCGAAUGAAUGUAUUGCAAUUGAUACAAAAUAUCAACACACGAAAACGUCAACCAUCAACAUUUAUUACAUGCGAUUCUGAACCAAGUUCAUCAUCGUCUUCUCGUCCUUGGACAUUUUAAUCACACCACUCUUUUCAUCAUGAUAUUAAUAAUAAUAAGAGUGUUAAUACCCAGCACUCAACUUCACAUCAAUUUAAUCAACAAGGCAAUUCACAACACUUCCUUCGACUAUAUAUGAGUUUAUGUAAUAAUAAUCGUUUAAUAACAAAUAUCUUUAUUUACUUACCUUAUUGUGACUGAAAUCAUUUCUUUGGGGGAAGUAGAUAUACUCCUACGAAAAUAUUUGUCUUUGGUUAUACCUUCCAAGUAUCUGACAGUUAAGAAGGAAUGUACUGAAAAUCCUUUUUCUUUUAUGAUAUUUCUUUCUUGGGUACAACAAGCCAAAAAUAUAUCGUCCGUUGCAAACAUACAGUUUUCUUUUAGGACAUAGAAAUAACUAACAAAAUUAUACCGACGUGUGUGAACGCAGCCUUACGGUCGUUUCUGUGGUCCGUGCGCGGCCCCGCGUGACGUCACACCCUCGGCUGUCAAUUUCUUUGAACGUCGCGUCAUUUUUCAGGCCAUGGCCAAAAUCGAGUUCGGCUACAAUGAUAAGCUGUCGUUUCUCGCCGAAUGGCUCGACCACGAGGUGUCGUACCAGAAGAGGUUUACGUUAAAUUUCUACCCGUGCGACGGUACGGUCGAAUUGUUCGACCGCGACUUGAACCGGACUUAUCUGCGGAGAACGAAGUUGGACGUGUCGCUAAAGGAACUGUUUACGGGCGGCACGGUGCGCGUCUACGGGCGUCAAAUCAAAAUCACAGACUACGCGGACCAGAGGACGCGUAAAUUCGUCGGCAAAACCAAAGAGCACACCGUGGCCGUGGUUAAACCUAACCUAGUCGCGAAACUGGGCGAGAUCGUCGCGGAAAUUGAAAAACGCGGCUUUCAAAUAUGCAACGCGAGGAUGUGCCGGCUGACCAGGAAAGAGGUGCUCGAUCUGUACGAGCCGAUGAAAGGUGACGGCACGUUGGCGCCGGUACUCGAACAUUUAGUGUCCGAUCCGAUCGUCGCGUUGGAACUAGUCGGCGAGAGUGCGGUGGACAAGUGGCUCGAAGCGUUGGGCCCGGCAGACCCUUCGGAAGCGCGUAAAUUAGCCCCGGGUAGCCUUAGAGCGGUUUACGGCGGGGACGGCGAGAUAACAAACGGACUUGACGGAUCCCGCGACGCGGCGAACGCGAUUAGGGAGGCUGCGUUCUUUUUCCCGAAGGACAAGCCGCGUCCGGGUUCGGGUGCCGACGUUUCGGGACAAAACACGACGUGUUGCGUGGUCAAGCCACACGCGGUCCUCGAAGGCAAGCUCGGGUACAUAAUUUCCGCGAUAAGUGAGGUUAGGUUUCGUAUAGCGGCCCUCGAGAUGUUUCGCUUGAGCGCCGCGAACGCGGACGACUUCCUCGAGGUGUACAAGGGCGUGGUGACCGAUUACCACGCGCUGGUGUUGAGUUUCGUAGACGGUCCUUGCGUCGCGUUGGAGAUUGCCGGCGACGGCGACGACGUCCACGGCGAUUUUAGGAGGUUUUGCGGCCCGUCCGAUUCGGAUAUUGCGAGACAGAUCAGGCCGUGCACGCUGAGGGCGCGGUUCGGCCGCGACAAGUACAAGAACGCUGUCCACUGUACGGAUUUGAAGGAAGACGCGCGCCUCGAGGUCGAAUUUUUUUUUAAAAUAUUGAAAGAGUGAUUUUUUUUCUCCUCCGCACAGCGCAGGCGUGUUUCCUGUUAAGGUGCAAGCGUGAUUUUUUCCGGAGAUGAUUGAUUUUUAUCUAUUUUUAAUUUUUAUACCAAAAAUUGGAAAACUUUUAUUCCCUAGGGCACAGAAUAAAAACAUUUCAUAAUUUUGGUAGUUACGUGUUUCCUUUCAUAUAUCAAGAAGCUUGAAAGUGGAAGAAGCGCCCUAUUUUACGAGGUUAGCGCCAGAAUUUCCCGGUCUGACAUAGAUGCAGCUCCAGUAUCAAGAUAAAACUUUGUCUUCUUUUAAAUAUAUAUCUUAGUAGGCUGCGAAAAAAAAUGAAGUCUUGGGUCAAAUAGUUUUUUAUUGACAGCAUUUUAAACAGGACGUGUCCGAAAAAAUGUCGCAAAUAACGCAAAUUGUGUUUUUGACAAAAGAAGAGUUAGCACCUAAAAUUAUUAAAGAAAGGCUGGAUAGUGUGUACGGCCAAAGUUCUCCUUCGUAUUCUGUAGUGAAAGAAUGGGCAAAACGUUUUCGAAUGGGGUAGGAGUCCCUUGAAGAUGAUUCAAGAACUGGUCGACCAGUGGAGGGUCAUAACGGAAGAUAUUGUUUGCGAUUGUGGAAGAGGUGGUAUUGAGUGAUCGACGUUUAAAGGUCAAGGAAAUCUCAGAAAUUACUAAGCUUUCUGAAACAAGUGUUCGUCGAAUCCUGCAUGAUCAUUUAGGUAUGCAUAAGGUUAGUGCAAGCUGGGUUUAUAAAAACCUUUCGGCUAUUCAAAAACAACGCCGUGUCGAGUGUGCGCGGUCUUUUUUGGAACUGUGGGUCGGAAUCGAAGCCUAUGAUAGAAACUAUUGUGACGGGUGAUGAAACUACGUUUCUCUAUUAUGACCCUCUAUCGAAAAAAGAAUUAAUGGAGUGGCGUCGUAAGGGCGAAGCACCUCCAAGAAAAUUCAGAGUCUGCCAGUCAACAAAAAAGGUGAUGGCCACGAUCUUUUGGUAUUGUGAAGGAAUUCUUUUGAUAGAUUUUAAAGAAACUAAUACCACUGUCAAUGGUAAAUAUUACGCAACAUUAUUACAUAAAUUGCGAGACUGCAUACGUGUAAAAAGUCGAUGAAAACUGACCGGAGCUGCCAUUUAGAAUGUGGUUCCAACCGAUAGAUCAUCCUAUAUAGUCCAGAUAUGGCCCCAGCGACUAUUAUUUGUUUGGAUAUUUGAAAAAGGACAUACGUGGCCGGCGGUUUAAUGACGAAGGUGAGUUAAAAGAGGCCGUUUUAGCUCAUUUUGCAAACAAACUAGGCCGGGAAAUUAUGGCGCUACCCUCGUAAAUGUAAUCGCCUUCUAACUUUUUUAUUUUUCUGUAAUGUUAUUUACAAAACUUCUGGAUUCCACCGAGUCGAACUUGCUGAGGUUUCGCCAAUCAUCCUGUUGGCUUUUUGAGAGCCUUAAGGAAACUGACUCGGGAGGAAUCCAGAAGUUUUGUAAAAAGUUUUUUAUUUUAAAGAAAAGAAAUACAAACAUAUGCACAAAAAGCAGUUUUUACGACAAAAACCUGAAAUGUUGCGAAUAUGAGCUACCUAUGUAAAAUAUUUUUGGUCAUGCGGUGUUGCCAGAUAUACUCGUAACGUAUUUCAACUUUCGUUUUUUAAAUGGAACACGAUGUAUAUAUUUUUUUCUGCGAUUCAGCGAAACAUUCUGGAACUUGGGCAUUUUCGGAGAUAAAAAAUACUUUUUAAGAAAUUAAACAAUUUUUUCGCAAGCCGUACAGCUAAACACUUGAAUUUUUCGUUGCGGUUUCCUAUUAAAUUGGUCUUUCUACUCCCGUCUGUAAAAUACCUAAUUACACACCGAUCUAGCGUGCGGGAAGCGUCACUUUCUAAAAGAACAAUUUUCGGGGUCUUUUAGAUUUUUGUCUAUAACUAAAACACCUUGUAUAUAAUCGAAAAAAUGGGUAAAACAAAAGUUAUAGCGUCGGGUCUGCCACGUAUACCGGAUAUAAAAUUUUUCGGAUUGGAUGAAUGGCUUUGGAGGAGAAGAUGUUUUUCUGGACGCCAAAAUAACCACAAAAAAAAUCAAAAAUUAAACAAAAAACUGUCUGAAGUCGGUAGCUGCAAAUUUGGAGUACUUAUUAUGUUUUUUAAUAAUGCACAGAAUAUCGCGAACACCAGGUACAAUACUAAAAACCGUAAAUACAAAAGUUUAAGUUUAAGAAACUGACAUCUAAAAUACAGAUUUGAAAUUAUUGCCAAUUUUCAAUAAUUCAAAAAUGGUCUUUUUUGUAGAC
Molecule: messenger RNA, 5595 nt
Organism: Cylas formicarius (sweet potato weevil)
Lineage: Eukaryota; Metazoa; Arthropoda; Insecta; Coleoptera; Brentidae
Product: nucleoside diphosphate kinase 7
Exons: 2
Coding region: 2172-3326 (384 amino acids)
Cellular component (GO): centrosome
Source: RefSeq, a predicted model, not a curated record